Messenger RNA from Drosophila navojoa, 1478 nucleotides. It is a transcript of the gene Hinfp, whose product is annotated as Histone H4 transcription factor. The record is from RefSeq and is a predicted model, not a curated record. Gene Ontology annotation, molecular function: DNA-binding transcription factor activity, RNA polymerase II-specific; RNA polymerase II cis-regulatory region sequence-specific DNA binding. Gene Ontology annotation, biological process: anatomical structure development; regulation of transcription by RNA polymerase II. NCBI's taxonomy places the organism in Eukaryota, Metazoa, Arthropoda, Insecta, Diptera, Drosophilidae.
UUUCUUUUACACGGGAGGGAAUUGCAAUUUAUUGACCAGAAUUUUGCAACUUUUUAUAUAGUCCAGAUUUGCACACGCCCACCCACACAGACACAAUGAUGAAGCAACACCCAACGAGCAAGAGGAAAAAAUCAUCAGAGCUGCAGUUGCCCUGCGGCUGGCGCGAUUGCAAAGUGAUUUGCGAUGGUGAAUGGCUGCUCAAUGGCCACAUUGCCGAGCAUCUGGAGAAGCACCAGCAGCAGCAACAGCAGCAGGAGUCGCAGGGCCCGGACAAGUGUGUCUGCGUGUGGAACGAUUGCAACUUUCAAACAAAUUGCCGCGAAGAAUUCGAACGGCACAGUUACUAUCAUGGCUAUUACAUUAACCUGCUGCUCCAGGGCAAGCACGAGUGCGAGCUCCAUCCCGAAAUACCUGCCUGCUAUGCACUGCCACGCAAAGGCGACAAGCUGCCCGAGCUGAAACAGAAUUUCCAUUGCGGCUGGAGUGACUGCAAGCGCUCGUUCAUUUCCAUAGUCGAGUUCCAGGAUCACAUCGUGCAGCACGCCUCCUUCGAAUAUGAGAUACAAAAGUCGCCAGACGACGAGCGACCCAAGACCCAGUGCAACUGGACGCUGUGCAACAAGCAGCUGGAGAACAAGUAUCGCCUCAUCGAGCACAUCAGCACGCACUCGAACAAAAAGCAUGUUGCCUGCUAUCAUUGCGGCGAGCUGUUCAGGACGAAGACAACGCUGUUCGAUCAUCUCCGCCGGCAGCCGGACAAUAACACACACAAAUUUCAAUGUGCGCAGUGCUUUAAAUUCUUUGCCACGGAGAAGCUGCUGCGCGGUCAUGUCGUGCGGCACGUGAACUGCUACAAGUGCACCAUGUGCGACAUGACCUGCAGCUCGGCCAGCUCGUUGACUACGCACGUACGCUAUCGCCAUCUGAAGGACAAGCCGUACAAGUGCACGGAAUGCGACACACGCUGUGUCCGCGAAUCGGAUCUGGCUAAGCACGUACAGAUUGUCCACUCCAAAAUGGUGCAUCAGUGCGAUCAUCCCGGCUGUCAGUACUCCGUGCGCACCUACACGCAGAUGAGACGACACUUUCUGGAGGUGCACGGCAACAAUCCGAUCUUCUAUGCCUGCCAUUGCUGUGAGCGCUACUUUAAGACGGGCAAAUCCUUGUCCGUUCAUCUGAUUAAGAAGCACGGCUUUCGUUUGCCGUCGGGCCACAAACGCUUCUCCUAUCGUGUGGAUGAGAACGGUUUCUAUCGGCUAGAGAUGACGCGCAUUGAGAGCCUGGAGGUUACGCAGCAGAUCUUAGCGCCACAUAUCAAAGAGGAGCCGGAUCUGGCCGACAGCUGCUAUGAGAUUGUGAAUCCAAUUGGUGUUGACUACGAACGCAUUAUCGUUUCCAACGAUGCCAACGAGGCGCAGCUGGUGGGCGAGGUGACCAUCUCGCUGCCCAGCCUAAACGACGAAGACUUCUGAAUGCAG